AUGGAGAAGAAUGGAGAGUUGGACUCGAGUUUCAUGGCGGUCGAUCCAGUCAGCCCAGCAAGCAAUAACUCAAAAGACCUUUUAGACGAACCGGCCGCUCCCCGCCGUAAUUCAAUCGACGACAACGACCCAACAAGGCCCCGUAAACGAUUAGCUGCCAUGGCGAUCCACGACGAUACGAAGGACGUAGAGGUUGCUGUCGAAUCGCCCAGAGAAGCUUCUAGUCCCCUUCAGGACAGGGCGUCCCAGCUUGCGCUUGGAGAUCGUCAUAGCGGGGAAGAGGAGGAUCACACUAACCCGGGGGAUGAGGAGGGAGCAGAUGCUCCGGCGGCUGGUGGUGUCGGAAAGUCGAUAACCAUUCAUCUUCGAUCGUCCGUUUUGCAUCAGUCGGAGGAGAAUCAAGCUCAGGAUGACUACGCCAGUGACCGGGUCAACGGCUCCACCCAAUCCACCAUUCAACAAUCGGAGCAGCUACAAUCUCUGGACUCGCCCCAAGCUACUUCGCCGAAUGGAUCCGUGCCCCCCACUCCGGAUGUUGAGGUGGAGGAGGUUGAAGAAAUGGAUGAGGGCGAAGACCAUCUGUCCAGCCAUAUUACUAUCGUGAAUAACUACCUGAAUAAUCCCGUCAAUACCGGGGGCCCUGAUCGGGUUAAAGAUCUAAUGGAUUCCAUGGUUUCGAAGCUUGAGCGAGGUAAGCGUUAUCCCAAACUAUGACCCAACCAAACUUUGGACUUUCGUUGUGGGGGCUAACGCUGCAUCAGAUCCGUGCCCUGUGCGGGAACUGGACGAAAUAUUGUCCUCGGUGUUGAAUUUUGUCAAUGUCGUGAAUGACCAGAUGGACAUCUUCUGGAGAGCUUAUACAACCAAUCACGACAUUUGGCUGCAUCUCCCGAACCUGAUGGAAACGCUCUUGAGGAGGGGGUACGUAGCCUGGGAGCCGCUCUUGCUUGCGGGAAUAUACACUAACUAGUGGUGAUAAUAAAGUGAGCUCUUUGGCAGUACGUUUUUUAGGAGAACAAGUAACGGCCUGAGUGGUGUGGAGAUGGCUGGACGUCUUAUGGUGGAGUUCGCCCGACUCACCACACUAUUCAUACACUAUGAUGUCCUAGUAAUGAAGGAGUCUCCUAUCGAUGUCGAAGUUACCUUAAUAUCCUGCCAAUAUCUGAGGGUGUUGGUUGCCAUCACUAAGCCGAAUCAUCUCUUUACCCUUCUCGAGCGAACAUAUAAUGUCGUUUUGAGUCGGCAUCUUCCUGAGGUUAUUAGAGCGUUGGUUGAGAAGACCGAUGCGCUAAAAAUGAUCCAAGAAUUCCAAGAAUUGAUGUAUGGCAGGAUGUCGUCGCAACCUAAGCUAGCUACUCACAUAUGCCAUCCAAUAGAUAUUUUCUCCAGAGUGGUUCGUUAUAUGGAGCACGGAAUGACGGGAGGCUUCUUGGAUGCGGAUCUGAGUGAUAUUGAGGAACCUGUUUGCAGGUCUGCCUUUUUGAUGUUACCUACGGCCGAAAAGGCAAUCAUGGCAGUGUUGGAAUCGCAUUUGCAGGUUUUGCACUUCAAAGAAUUCACGAGUACUAUAGAGUGCCUCUCCAUACUCGAAGGCUCAGUCUGCAAAAUGCUCGCGCCGGAUCCGCAAACAGAAGCCUUUAUCAUAGAGAAGACAAAACACCGUUAUCCAGACUUGGAUCCUAGCGAAUUCCAACAGCUUGCCGAAUGGACUUGCAGGUUUCCAAUCCUUCUCAGAAUGAUGAUGUGCAGUCGGAUGGACUUCCGGCUUCAUGGGUUGAUUCGGACAACAGACUACUUGGUGAGGGCCUGGAGGGAAAAUUCCGGGCCGGAUUGGAGGGAUAGCAGCAACCUGUUGAGGUACGUCUCUUCGCAUUGCAUUAUUCCCGGCGUUUCCUUUUGGGUAGCCGUUAAUUUUUAGCAGAUUUCUGGCCGAUUUUAUCCUUGAACACAAGGUUAUCGAGUACAUUGUGGGGCCCGAAUCUCACCCCGAGCUUAUCCGACGAAGUGCGAAUUUGACCGGGUUUCUUUUGGUUACCCACACGAUCACACCCGAAAUACAGCGGGCGUUGUGGCAACCCAUUUUGGAAAACAAAGAUCCCCGAAUCUUCCAGGCCACCCUUGCAAUGCACCAGGAAAUGAUUGGCAACAUGACUUUGGAGGGAUUGGUUGGCCUGAGCAACAGGCUUAAUGAAUUGCCCUUCAGCACUAUUGAUUCGCACGUAAUAGAUUUCAUUUGCCGGUUUAUGGAACAGAUCAGGACAAGCGUUUAUGCUCAGGGCCAACAUACUGUGGUAUUUAUCCGCCCAUAAUUCUGAGGGUUUAUUGCGUUUGUAUGGCAUGUUGACUUGAUACUAGGAAGGCAUUUGUUUGGAUGCGGGCCCUUUCGAAUUGCUAAUCAGUCUUAUCCGGAUGGCAUCCCGAGAGGAAGAUAAGCCUACAAUUGAUACUGGGCUCUCAGCAUCCGCAAUCUUUGACUUCGGUGCCCGAGAGCUAAGGGGACUGACUGGAUAUGGUCCCAACAGCACGGCUCGUAGGGAAAUAUUCUUGGAAUGCAUCAAUGAUAUUAAGGCCAUGAAUCCUAGCGCGACGGGGAGUGUUUCAGUUAUUCUGGCAUUUUUACGUGAGUCCCGCGCCCCGUCCAAAGUGGAUCCGGCUCACCGUUUUUAGAACACAGGCCACACAUGUUGCGAGCUGGAAGUCCCACCUUUGGGGAUGAUAUCGAGUAUCUCGUUGUUGAGCUUAAGUUGGCUGAGCUCCUGAUUGAGGAGAUUUGUGGAUUUGUCGAAUCGCAUAGGGAAAAGGAACAAAUUCCAAGGAUACGCAGGUUGAAAUUACGCCUGGAGCUACUGCAAUAUAUAAUAUCUAUCGCACCGGAAUGCCUACCACCUGGUUUAGAUGAGAAGCUGUGGGCCUAUCUGGUAGGCGUCAGUGCCCUAGGGCAGCCAGAACGCGAUGUAGGAUUUGAGUUUUAUAUAGCUCACUUUACUAGCUGUAGAGGGGUAUGUUUUUCCUUGCUUGGGAGGAUCUCGACUGACAAACAAACGUGCAGCGUUUCGAUCCGAUUCUGGAACAUGCGUUCCGGUGCCACUUCCCGGUCCUGGAUUCAGCGUAUUUCUCCUCCCAUGUUUUGAACUUUUGUAAAAUGUCAAUCGAGUACCUCAGCCUGUCUGCCGAGGUAAGAAUUCUAUUGGUUCUGAAUGAGCGCUGGUUCUCUUUACUAAUACGGGUUCAGAGGCAGUCCGAAAUGAUGGAUGAAGAUAGUCUCAAUGUGGAUGGGAUCGAGCAGCUGUGGCGAAUAAUACUGGAUGCAAAUAAUGAAAUUCUUGCCUCAGAUGCUUCAACAUACCUUGUGAACUUCUAUCUGGAUGUCAGUACUAUAGAUUCUUUGCUCUGCAAGCCAGCAUUUAGCUAACAGGAUCACAAUAGUCGCCUGCUGUGUUGUCGAAGCCCCCUAACGUAGUUGAAGCCACCCACUUCAAGAUGGUGGAGCGUUGUAUAGCGCAGCUGAAUUCGGCCGCAUUGGUUAUCACUGAAUCUGAAGUUACCGGAGAUCCUCUUAUCUCACUCGGUGGUACCAAGGACGACGCAUUCCGGAAGAAUGAGAGGGUAUUUCUUAGGUCUCUGGAUCUAUUGGAUCAGUUUAUCAAGGGAUACAAGAACCGCUCAGAGUACAAUAAAGGAGUUCAAGAACCAAAUCAGGGAUCUGGUCCAGAGAUGACAACCGGGUUGCCGCUUACAAUUAGGCUUAGGUGGCAUGGUCUCAAUUAUCAGUCACCGGUAUUAUGUUCCACGUUUAGCAAAAAAUGUCCCAGUGAAGCUUAUUGACAUAUCAUUAGGUUCAUACUUUUAAAAUCGGAAAUCUCGACACCGCCCAGGAUCUCCACGAACGGAUCACCAAACUUGUGGGAGGGGACAAGCAUCGCACAGUUUGUGCUGGGAGGGAGCUAAAGCUUUCUGAGGAUCCUUUGAGGACGCUUAAAGACUUCAACCUUACUGAAGACGCUUUUCUGAUUGUCCAGAAGGCACCUGAUCAGGGGUCAAAUACUGUGGUCGUGAGACCUUCGUCUAAUCUGAAUGCCCUAGAAACCGAAAUUAUGAGACACUUCGAUGCCCUCUACCAGUUGCUUGGCCUGCCAGAGCCCCAGGCAGCGCGGGUGUGUGCCCCACCCCGGAGGGCGUAUUAGGAUUUCGGUCUAACUGAUGUGUUCCACAGAUUUGGGUAUUUCUAAGAAACCUUCCUGUUCAUGAUAAAUUAAAAGAGUCUAUGAUAUCGGGUGAAUCAUGGUCGCGAGCAUUGCCGGCUGAAAAACCUUACAAGAUACUAUAUUUUCUCUAUACGCUCCGUGCUUGUUUCGGGGAGCAGAGACCGCAAUUAGUGAGUGACCAUGGGUCAUGCAGAGAACCUUGUUAAAUUGACACCUGUUAGGGGACCGGAGCCUCGGAGUUCUUUGCCAGAGCCAUCUCAUGCUUACUGGAGACUAUCAUGUCCGAUGGACUUGAGACAAACACGGGGUAUUCAUUAAGUACAAAGGCUCAGGUCACAAAUGAACUUCUGGAUUGCCUGAGAAUGUUUCUAGAAGGUGAGUCCAUUGAUAGAGCUGUAAGGUAUGUGCUUAACAAGCGGCAGAACCCAUAGCCGAAGAAAAUCCCGCAAGCUACCUGACGGAUAGUGCUGCAUUUGUGAGAUGCAUCUUGAACAUUUUACAGACGAUUUCAAAACCGGAAUACUCUCGAUGCCCGGCUUCUGAAGACUGCGUUGUUAAUGCCUUUAGAGCUCUUCUCAGGGCAUCAAGGAUGGACCCUGAAACAUGGGUUUCCCUCAGCCAGAAUCAGAAUCAGAUGUUCAGCGUAAUCGACAAAUUCCUCGUCCGGGAUGACCGUCCUAAGGUUAGGCAGGGGGUCUCUAGAUCGAUUGUCGGCACCUUGAAAAGGCCUAUGCGGUAUGCUUCAUGCGCUUAACUUCACACGUGUUUCAAGCGCUGAUGGAUAUAGGAACGAUGUUGUUCCAUGUGAGGGAUUUGCAAAGUACUUCUGGCAGAUUUUGGAUCCAUUAUUAGUCCAGGAUUCAAUAGGCCCUGAUUCUUCCGCAGAAUUCUACCAUGCUGCCCUUGUGAUAUUUCAGUAUGCAUGCCUGGAUCCUCCCCACGGCCAUUUCUCUAACUUACGGUGUAGAUUUCUGGGAAGUGCCGAUGCCGCAUCACUAGAGCUGGACCAUUACCUCAGGACUUGGAGCUCCCGCCUGAUAGAGUACCCCGUCGCCGAGGUAAGUAUUCAGUCGACUGUGUUCUCAUUAUCAGGGCUUCUACUUAUGGUUAUUCUAGAUAGUUGGCCGCCCUAAGGAAGAUUAUAUAUUAACAGGCUUAUCAAAGCUGCUGUCUCAGUGCACAGCGUUUGCACGGGAUCGAUUGAUAGCAGUGGGAAUGAAGUAUUUGAUGCUUGGCUUAUAUUUGUGCCCAUAGCUGACAUAAUUGUUUAGGGUAUCCGAGAAAAUCUUUGAGCGUUUACUUUUUCCUGUAUAUAUAUUUGGGGAUCGAUACCAGGAUAUCGAAAUUGCCGAGCGGUUACCAUGCCUUCACGGGCCCACCCGCACGGAGAUAUACACCCUUCUCCUUGAAUUGGCGAACGACCUGGAAUCUUCCACGCGGAUGGUCGCGCUCAAUCGACAGCUAUUCCCAAAAGGUAAGCGAGCGGUAAAAAUUAAUGGCAAAAUCUUAUAUGUCGCAGACGAUCCAUUACACGACAACCACACCGCCGACCGAACCAGAUGGGCAAGGUCCUCCGCUGGCCAUGUCGGUCUUCAAAAUAUGUCCAAUACAUGCUAUCUUAAUUCUUUGAUUGCUCAACUCUUUAUGAAUCGUUCUUUUCGCGCCUUCAUUUUGGACAUGGAUGUGAACCCGGUCGACGAAUCCCAGAGAUUGCUAUUCUCUAUGAAGGUUCUCUUCGCUCGUAUGCAAAAUAGUUAUGCAAAAGCAGUCGAGCCGAAGGACUUUGUUGAAUCUAUUACGGACUACGAAGGAGAGCAAAUUGACAUCACAAUCCAGAUGGAUGUAGAUGAGUUUUACAACCUGGUCUUUGAUCGCCUUGAAGGCCAGAUGUCCUCAAUACAGACGAAAUCUUCUUUCCGUGGUUAUUAUGGCGGCCAGCUAGUGCAACAGGUGAAGUCAUCGGAAUGCGAACAUAUCUCGGAGCGCAAUGAGCCGUUUUCGGCAAUCCAGUGCGAUAUCAAAGGGAAGACCAAUCUACAAGAGAGCCUAAGGGCAUAUGUUGGCGGAGAGCUUAUGGAUGGAGGUAAGAAGCUUUGGUGUUACUCUCCCUAGGCUGAGGAUACUUCUAAUAGCUAUAUACAGAUAAUAAAUACUCCUGCACUGAGUGUGGCCGCCAUGUGAACGCUGUGAAGAGGUUUGUUUAUCAAGACACCUCCCUUUGAUUAUGGCGCUAACGUCUCUCAGAACAUCGCUCAAAGAUCUUCCGAACGGAAUCAUCUUUCAUCUAAAGCGGUUUGAGUUUGACCUGCAGACAAUGCAUAGAAGCAAGAUCAAUGACAAGUUUGAGUUUCCGAACUGUAUUGAUAUGACACCGUAUACCACGGAUUUCCUGAGUGCUGAGGAAAAGGGAAAAGUCGCUCCCCUGCCCGAUGUAUUUGAGUUAGUUGGGGUGUUGGUCCAUAGUGGGACCGCUGAAUCUGGCCAUUACUAUUCAUACGUCAGGGAUCGCCUUUCGGAUUCAACUAACCCUCAGUGGCUUGAGUUUAACGACUCCGAGGUUUCCUUCUUUGAUCCAUCCACCAUACCGUCGGCAUGUUAUGGGGGCUGUGAUAGUAUGGCGAGGGACUCAAUGGGCCAAACUUUUACGGUUAAUAAACCGUACAGCGCCUACAUGCUUUUUUAUGAACGUUCGUCCUUUCUGAGGUCACCGACUGGAAAUUUGGGGACUGUCGGGUUCGGAAGGAAAUUGCCACUUUCUCACGACCUCGAGUGCGAAAUUCAGGCCGAAAACGAACGUUUCAUACGAAAGUACUGCAUGUUCGAUAGCAGCUAUAUUGAUUUUGUCAAAAGGCUUGCUGAUCAACACUAUCGAUUGAGCAAGACUUCUACCCGCUCGGAACAUCUUGCCGAACGGAAGGCGCUUUUCCUUGCACUAGAGACAUUUGAGCAAAUAGCAACCAGAUUCAAGGAUCCGGGGGAGGCCGAGUCCUUGCACAGCACGAUCCACACGUAUCUAGUGAACUGCCCGGACUGCUGCCUGGAUUUCCUGAACUGGAUAUCAGACAAGGAUGGGGCUAUCAGGAACCUACUCGUUUGUAAUCCUUACCCUAAACCAAGGCAAGCUGUGGUAAGGCUGGUAUUGGUGGCCCUAAACCAGUUACGACGGAAACGGGCCGCAAUUUAUGGAGCCGACGACAUAAAACUUGAGGAUGAGUAUGACGAACGAGAAUCCAGCAGUAUCUUAUACAAGGUCUGUAGUGCCCUUAUUGAGUCUUGGGAAAGUCUCCAAUAUUCUUCCAAGACCUGGAACGACUAUUUCGGACUGCUAGCGAGCAUCGCAAGUCUGGGACAAUUUGAGAAGUCUACCAUGCUAGAACUGGGGUGUCUUAAGAAAACGCUGCAGUUAUUGGUAAUAGAUCAUUUACCGGUCCCGAAGAAAAAGGAAUUUAUGUUCGACAACUUUACAAAGAUCUGGAAUAAGCGUCGGCCGCCGAUUAGCCAUACUGGGAGCCUUCUCUGCGAGCUGAUGAGCCUAUGUGACCCCAACCUGCCGCCAUGCCUGGACGAAGAUAGGCGCGUUAUUGACGAGCGCUGUCGGAGAUUUCCUCUAACUAGAACAGAGUACACCUUGUUCACAUUCAGUGACGAUAGGAAUGCCAUGACCGCAAUUACAAGGCUGCUCGAGACCCAGACUGUUGACGAGGCGAUGGCCAAUCUCGUUUCCAAUAUUGUCGCAUCGGAGGUAGCUCCCGUAGAGGGAGGCAUCCUUGAUCCUCUCAAGCACACGUUGAUUAAUGGGGUGCCGGUUGAUCCUGCUCAGGAAGCUCUCCCCUUUCUCACAUGUCUUACCCAAUUUAUUGCAUGCACCAGGUCCCCAAGUUAUGUGCGAGAAAUCAUCCGACGAGUCGCUGAGGAAAUUCCUACAAUCGGUACUGAUGGGGGCGCGGAACAUCUAGCCUUCUUCCAAGACCUCCUCAAAGUUCGCAAUCCAGUUAUCAAGACGGGCAUCACCAGAAUCCGAAUUCUCGAACAUGUAGGAUCCUGGGCGCCUGCAUUAUUAGUCUAUUGCGAUGUUAGAGUUCGGGAGGAAACGGAGCAGUUUCUCAGUGAGAUACUUUUCGAUACCCUUGCGAACGGUGAUCGUCCAAAAUCACGUUCGGCUGUUGAAAUGUUGAUGGAUAACUGCUUCACCUUCCUCGAGACAAGAUACACAAAGCAGCGCCACCAAUGCGAUGAGAAGACCUUUGAAAGCAUCCUGCGAGUGCUAGAAAAAUGUGGCGAGUAUCAGAGCGAUGAGGAAGUCUUCAAAGCCCGAUAUGAUGGUAGGUCCCCUUUCCCUGUUACAUUUUGUAUCCAUAGCUAACCAUUUUAUCCUCUCUCUACGUUAGGCCUGCGGGGUUUGAUAGAAAAGAUGAUCCUCGAGGAGGAAGAGGACGCUGAUCUAGCCUCCGGUAAGACCAAUUGGUUCUCUCGUGAGCCACACGACUGACCGCAUGUAAGAUGACUGGGGAGGAUCCGAGAUCGGUAGUGACACGCACGAGAUGGAGGUGCAACUUGACGACUAUAACAGUACUUAGAUGUUGAGAUGAGCGUACCGACACAAACAGAAAAGAAAAGAAAAAAUGUAGUUGAGAGUGUGGGGAGGGAGAGCAUUACAGUCGUCUGCCUUGCCUAGAUUUUUUUUUCUUUUCAUUUUUCACUCUUUUUUCAUUUUUUUCUUUUGCUCUCUUGCGCUUUGUGCUUUUCGACAACAAAAUCACAACUUGGGGCGUUUGUAUUCUUAGGGUAUGGAUCCUUCUCUUUACUAUGACACUUGAAAUAAAGUUGGGUAGUCAUCAACUGGGUUUCGCUGGCUCGUUUUAUGGUUCAGGGUCUUCUCUCCCCGUUUUCCUCGUUUCCGUUGUGUUUAAUUCUUAUUAUUAAACUUGGAUACUCCUUUUUUUUUUGUCCGACCAUGGCAUUUACUUUACGGUUGACUUUGCUGCUCGGGUGGCAUUCGGGGACUAGAGAUCGGAAUACUGGAGCAAUGGACGUGGGCAUUGGCUAUUCUGGCACUUUCUUUCCACCAUAGUACUCAGGUUUUUGGUAGCCACAAUUAGAUAGUGCAUCAUACCCAAG
Messenger RNA from Tuber aestivum (summer truffle), 9323 nucleotides. The record is from the annotation of a GenBank genome assembly. NCBI's taxonomy places the organism in Eukaryota, Fungi, Ascomycota, Pezizomycetes, Pezizales, Tuberaceae.